AUGAAUGGGACACACGACAACAACAAUGUCGCUCUCUAUGCCUCAGCCGGGGAAGACCCUCACCUCUCGGACACGGACGAAGACAAUGCGCCCGACGCCGUGAUCAUGGGCGAUUACUCGGCCCGUUUCGAAGAGCUCAUGAGCGACGGCGACAAUGGCGGAGAACAAGGGGAGGACGAUGCCGAUGACGACGAAGAGGAGGGAUUUGUCUACGAUGGAGUUGAUGCGGACCCAACUGGUGGAUAUCGCGAGCAGCUCCGCCAGGUACUGGGUGCGGACCACGAGGAGGAUGAACUCGAAGAGGAGCAGGAGGUCGAGCGGUCCCUUGUUCAUGAAGUUGCGGAAAACGAGAAGUUUGCCGCGACUAUUGAAGACGAGGCUGCACUUGGGAAUGGCUCACCCUUGCGCUCGCCCUCGUCGCGCCCUUACCUUCACCCAACCAUCUCCCGUCUUCGUUCCGUCACCCCUCAACCUUCUCGCACCUCUUCCGCAGCGAGCGGCGCGACUCUUCAUUCACAUCUCCACGAAUCCGCAUCAGUUGUUCCCUCGCACUUCUCCGCCCUCUCCCGGUCAUCCUCCAUCACCAACCUAUCCGCAAACGAGGCUUCAGCACGAGACGAGCUUGUCCGUGAAAUCCUCCGCUGGACUCAGCUGCGCGUUGUCGGAGAACAUAUUUAUGCUGGUCAGGGCCCCAAGACAUCUGCACUGUUCGGCAUCCAGUCGUCUGGAUCACCUACCGUAAUGGCCGCCAACGGGCUGAUCUGUGUGGGGACAGACUCUGGUCGCGUUCUCGUAUUCGACUUCAAGCAGACUCUGAAGUGUGUUUGUGGCAGUGAUGCUUCAGGUAAGCCAUUUUCCCCCGUUACGUCUUUGGCACUCUCCUUUGACCACACGUACGUCGCGGUAGGCCAUGCAGCCGGUCAUGUCGAACUCUACGACCUGCGUUCCCCCAAGGCCCCCGCACGCGUUGUUCCACCCACCACUCUCGCUGCCGUCGCUUCGGGCCGGCAAGAGGGCCAUCUCCCCGGAUCCCGCAUCGUUAGCGUUGGCUUCAUAGCUGGACGCCAUACCGCACUCGUCUCAGCAGAUGACUGCGGUCUUGCGUUCUACCACAGCCUGGGCAAGGUUCUCUUUGUCGAUGCGACGGAUAUUCUUCGCAUCCUUGGCAAGUAUCCGGAGGAAGAAGCUCCUGAAAUCCCCUCAGGAUUGGGUCACCGUUUCCGCCGCCGAAAGACCCGCAAGCCUGCCACCAUUCUAUCCAUGGUACCUUUACCCUUGGGCACGGCUGCGCAUCCCACGGAUUCGUAUAAUCUCAUCGCCCUUCUCACACCCAUCAAACUCGUCAUCGUCGGCCUCAAGCCAUCUCCGAAGACAUGGUACAGACGACAUCGGGAAUCGGAGGAGGAAGUGAAUUCCAAGUCAAGGUUCAAGGGUACUCUGGCGUGGUUCCCUAGUGUUACCGUCGGUUCAGACUUGACCUCAUCUCCGGAGCGUGACACCAAGAAGACUCAGGCAAAUGGUGCCCAUCCCACAUCCACACCGAUGCUCGUGUACACAUGGGGCGAAUCCAUGCACCUGCUCCGUGUGUCAGAGUCCAAGAUCACGCAGAACGUCAAAGACGCUAAAGGCAAAGUCAACAAGGUUGAAGUCGGUAGGAUUGUCUUUGAGGAGGUCGGCACCUGGACCGCUAGCGACGAUAUCCUAGCGCUCCAAUGGCUGAACGUCAACCAAAUCAUUGUGCUGACGAAGAUUGGGUUCGAGAUCCACGACGUACGCACAUUCAAGUUGGUGGAACGUGAAUCAUUCGACGCGUGGUCGCUAGUGUCUCCCACUUUGAGCCACACCACCAAUGGGACCAUCACCUAUUCGGACGCAGUGUCAGAAGUGGCACACAGUGUUCGUGUCUAUAAAGGCAAGAUAUUCCUGUUGGGACAGCACGGUAUCCAAGUGGGCACACUUCUCACCUGGGCUGAUCGUAUCCUACACUUUGUCGAGGACGGCGACUUCCUCAGCGCCAUCGAUCUCACUCGGUCAUACCUCGUCGGAGAAGCCCCAGGCAAUAGGAACGGCCUUCCUGAUGAUCCGGAGAGACUCAAGUCGGUCAUAGGGCAGAAACUUCGUGAACUCAUGGUUGCCUCUGCCCAGUACGCCUUUUCCGAGGAUCGCAUGAGGGACGGAACACACGUUACCGCGGACGGACGCGGAGUCGAUCGCACGGUCCUCUUCGAAGGCCUGGUAUCUACUUGCGCUCGCGCUAGCAUGGCUCUGGAAGAUUUCGAUUUCUUCUUUGAGGACCUCUUCCAGUACUACGAAAACAGCGGCAUCUCAGGCAUAUUCCUCGCUCAGUUGGAACCGUUCAUGCUCAACGGAGACAUUCGUCAAGUUCCACCUCGGAUCACCCAACGCCUCAUAGCCCUCCACGCAGAGGUGAACCGUUCCGACCUCGUGGAGAAACUCAUUUGGCAUACCGACCCCGAAUGCCUCGAUGUCAACCAGGCCAUACCGCUGUGCCAGCAAUACCACCUGUACGAUGCUCUCAUCUACAUCUACACUCGGGCGAUCAAGGACUACCUGGCCCCGGUGGUCGAGCUCAUGGGUCUCAUUCGUCGCGUCCAUCAGCAUCGGAGGCAGCGGGCCAAUUCGUCGCCGACAUCGAUGAACUCCACGGAUGAAAAGUCAAUAGAGCCGGUCAUCCUCAGCGCCUACAAAGUUUAUCCUUUCCUCGCCGACACGCUGACCGGUCUUACAUAUCCUUCCGAGGAGCCCCUUCCCGAAGAUGAGGCUUUUGAGGCGAAGAAUGCGAUGUACGAAUUCCUGUUCUUUGGGCAUUCUAGUGUGUGGCCCGCAGGUGAAGGUGGAAAACUCGUUCUCACAGCUGACGAGGAUAGUGGGGUGGAGCCGACGUACCCGUACGCACGACUUCUCUUGCGAUUCGACCCAGAAGCGUUCCUCCAUACUCUCGACCUUGCCUUCGAGGAUGCGUAUCUCAAUGACAAAACCAGGAAAGUUAAUCGCUUGGUAAUCACCAAGAUCCUCCUCGAGAUCCUGGCGACACCAAAUCUCUCGCCGGAGGAGCGAACGUUCGUUCACAUCUUCAUCGCCCGCAAUGUACCGAAAUACUCCCAGUUCAUCGAGCUCCGUCCCAGCACUCUGAACAACAUCCUCAUCGGCCUCGCAGAAGAUCCCGACACGAGCACACGAGAAGACCGGCAGCUCGCCGCAGAAUUUCUGCUAUCGGCUUACACUCCCCACGAGAGCGAGCGGAUACUAGAUCUCUUCAAAGAAGCCGGAUUCUAUCGGAUUCUUCGCUCCUGGUAUCGGCAAGGACAACAGUGGCCGGAACUGUUGAUGACCUUCCUCGAGGACGAGGACUUGCCGCGCCGAGACGUCUUUCCCUCGGUCCACGAGGUUCUAGUUUCUGCCAAGCGAGUCAAUAAAGGAAAGCUUCCGGACAACGUAGCCAUUACCCUUCGCCAAUCAUUGCCCGAUCUUCUCGACGUCAAUAUCGGGAACACAGCUGCUCUCAUUAACGAGCAUAUCCCCGAUUGCCAUGAGGCUGCCCUUGGCGCAUUGGGUCCGGACUACGAUCAAGAGCGCUUCGUGUAUCUGCAACGCCUCCUUCAACCGCCGCAGAAGCAGGAUGAGGAUGAUGAAUAUGAGGCUUACGACGCCGUUGUAUGGCUCGUCGAUCGCGACGGCGAGCCUAGGUCUGCCCUUACCAAAGCGGAUGCUUUCGAUCAGCAGCUCUCUACACGAAUAGCGGAGGCCAUUGUCUCUAACGACGACAAGUCCCAAGAUGCUAUAUCACGCUCCUUGCACAAGCUUGAAGGCGUCACCGGGACCUCGAUAGCUCUUUGCCUAGAACGCUCUCAAGUUACGGCCUCCACCGAGUUCACGUUGGAAGACCUCUGGUUCCAGCUCUUAAGCAGCCAGAUCGACUGUGUCCAGCACGUCGCAAGCUGCUGUUCGUUGGAAGCGCUCGGCCCGACGGAAGGUGUACCAACGGACGACCCCCGCGCACAACGCGAGCAUGGGACAAUCUCUGCCCUCCGCUCCCUCGUACACAAGACGUUCUCCGCCCUCAUGUCUGUCAGUUCUACGCGCGCGGUGUCAUUCCCCCGCCUCUUCAAACGGCUUGUUAGCUCUGCGUCCACAUCCAAAGGCAACGUCUCCAAAGGCACGCUCUACACCGAAUUCCGCACAAUCCUCACAGGGAUGCUUGAGUCCUUCCGUUCCGAGGGCGACAUGCUCGUCAUUACCAAGCACCUUGUAGAUCGUGACGUCGCGGACACGAUCAGGGAGCUCGUCGCGGAACGGGACAAGGGCUGGGCACCCGCGCGUGGAGCAUGUGGAGGCUGCGGGUCCGCGUUCUUCAGCAGCAAAACGCUUGAAGACAGGCCAGGCGGAGGUGGCGGGGAGGUACAGCCAGAGAGCGAGCCAGUCAUCGUAUCACGGACAGGAGCCAUAUACCAUACUAGAUGCUUACCAUCGGAAUUCUCUACUAAUCAAGUCGUCAAUGUACAUUAA
Messenger RNA from Epithele typhae, 4527 nucleotides. RefSeq names its product Golgi CORVET complex core vacuolar protein 8-domain-containing protein. Bases 1 to 4527 code for a protein of 1508 amino acids. Gene Ontology annotation, molecular function: protein binding. The transcript has 6 exons. Gene Ontology annotation, biological process: endosomal vesicle fusion; protein targeting to vacuole. Gene Ontology annotation, cellular component: late endosome; HOPS complex. Lineage: Eukaryota; Fungi; Basidiomycota; Agaricomycetes; Polyporales; Epitheliaceae. The record is from RefSeq and is a predicted model, not a curated record.